AUGGCCAACAAGGAAGAUAAUAUGACUAUUGCCCCGGUGCAGGAGAAGCACCACGAUGCUUCUUCUGCGGAGGAUGUCGAGAAGCUGGUCGUGACGCAUCAGCCAGAAUUGAAGAGGAAGCUGAAGAGUCGUCAUUUACAGAUGAUAGCGAUCGGUGGUACAAUUGGCACAGGUCUAUUCAUCGGUUCUGGAGGUGCUAUCGCGAAAUCUGGGCCAGCUGGUGCUCUCAUUGCCUACAUCUUCGUGGGCAGCAUCGUCUACUCAGUCAUGCAAUCUUUGGGUGAAAUGGCUACUUACAUCCCAAUUACGGGUGCAUUCACAUCUUACGCUACUCGCUUCGUCGACCCCAGUCUUGGAUUUGCUAUGGGUUGGAUUUAUUGGUUCUCAUGGGCUAUCACUUAUGCCUUGGAGCUGACUGCGACGGGACUUAUCAUCCAGUAUUGGGACAAAAGUCUCUCGAUUGCCAUCUUCAUUGCCGUGUUCUGGGUCGUCAUCACGGCAAUCAACUUCCUGCCUGUCAGCUUCUACGGCGAGACGGAAUUCUGGUUCUCGAUGAUCAAGGUCAUCACCGUCAUUGGCUUCCUGAUAUUCGGCAUUUGCAUCGAUGCUGGCGCGGGUCAGAAUGGCUAUCUGGGAUUCCACACCUGGGGUAAUCCAGGCGCUUUCGCACCAUACCUCCUCGAUUCGACCGGACCUCUUGCGAAGUUCGUUGGGUUCUGGUCGGUCCUUAUUCAAGCUGGCUUCUCCUAUCAAGGGACAGAACUCGUUGGCAUCGCAGCCGGAGAGACGGAAAACCCACGCAAAAACGUUCCUGCAGCAAUCAAAAAGACCUUCUACCGAAUCCUCUUCUUCUUUGUCUUCACUAUAUUCUUCAUCGGUCUCCUCGUCCCCUACGAUAACGAGGACCUUCUCAACGGUGGAUCGGACGCUUCCAGCUCUCCGUUCGUGAUCGCCGCCAAACUCGCAGGUGUAAGCACCCUCCCCGGACUCAUCAACGCCGUUCUUCUCUUCGUCGUUCUUUCCGCCGCAAACUCGAACGUAUAUUCUGGAUCUCGUAUCCUCGUCGGUCUCGCUGCUGACGGAUCCGCGCCAUCUUUCCUAAAACGUACCAGCAAGAGCGGCGUGCCAUACGCGGCAGUCGCAGUAACUUCAGCAGUUGGCCUCCUAGGACUCCUCAAUCUCUCCAACAGCGGCGCGACAGUGUUCAACUGGUUCAUCAACAUCUGCGGUGUCGCAGGAUUCAUCGUAUGGGCAUGCAUCAACGGCUGCCACAUCGCCUUCAUGCGCGCUCUCUCCGCUCGCAACAUCUCCCGCGAAAUUCUCCCAUACAAAUCAUCCUGUCAGCCAUGGUUCGCCUGGUACGGACUCUUCUUCAACAUCCUCAUUAUCCUCACUCAAGGCUUCACGGCCUUCAUUCCAUGGAGCACCGUCGAUUUCUUCAUCGCCUAUGUUAGUUUGAUUCUGUUCGUCGUCUUAUAUGUCGGUCAUAAACUCGUGAUGCGUACUAGUCUCGUCAAGCCGAACGAGGCGGAUAUCGAUACUGGACGACUUGAUCUUGAUGAUACCACUUGGAGCAUCAGCGAACCUACUACUAAGUGGGGCAAGUUCUGGGCCUGGUUGGCGUAA
Molecule: messenger RNA, 1626 nt
Organism: Glarea lozoyensis ATCC 20868
Lineage: Eukaryota; Fungi; Ascomycota; Leotiomycetes; Helotiales; Helotiaceae
Product: arginine transporter, putative
Exons: 2
Coding region: 1-1626 (541 amino acids)
Biological process (GO): amino acid transmembrane transport
Cellular component (GO): membrane
Molecular function (GO): amino acid transmembrane transporter activity
Source: RefSeq, a predicted model, not a curated record